ACACAAACGAAAGAAAUAUCAAAUUCUUCAUUAAAAUUCGCAAAUUCACAAAAUUCAUAAUUUCGCAUUAAUUAAAAUAAUCAUUAAUAAAAUCACUAAAAUUCGCUUAAAAUUAGCAAAGAACAAAUAAAAACAAAUAUUUACUAUACCGCAAAUAAAUCCUCAUAAAUUGUUCUUUAAAUAAAAAUGGUUAGAUAUCAAUGCCAAAUUUGUAAAAGAGAAUUUUCAACUUACGGCGGUUUAAAACAACAUGCCAAUGCUAAACAUCAUGGGAAAAUGAGAUCCUCCCAACUAAAUGAGUCACCAGUACAGCAAAGAUCUUUUUUGCAGCCAUUAAGAGAAAUGAUAAGAUCAGAACAUGAUGCAGAACUUUGGAGCACGUCAAUUAUUAUGCCAAAUCCAACUACUUCGCAAGAAAAGCUUACAUCACAGGAUGAUGAUUAUGAGAUGAAGCAAUUUGAACCUUCAUCUCAAGAUGAAGACUUAGUAAAUAUUGCAGAUGAGUUAGAAGAUAAACCACAUUAUCAUUUGCGAAAAAGGUUAUGGUCAGAAGAGAGGGUCGAAGCAAAUUUUGAAGAAUCGGAAGCAGAAUCAGAAUUAGAUGCAUCAUUAGAUGAUGCCAUAGAUGUAGUUGAUGGAAAACCCACACCAGAGCGCGUAGUAAAAUGGCCGAAUGAUGCAUAUCGCGACUUUUUGGAGUUGAUAGUAGAGGACUUUAAAGAAAAGGUUGUUGCGACCUAUAAUGAAAUUAAUUUUACCCUCUACUAUCGCCCACUUUUUCGUGCUAUUCAAGCUUUUCUGCAACGAUCGGAAGUAACCAAUAACUUCGUCCAUAAAAAAAUCCAAAAUAAAAUGAAGAAUGAUAGAGGUGAAACAAGAAUAUUUGGCGAACCUUUCGAAGGUAACUGGUGGUUAGAAACUGAAAAGAACCUUCCAUCAUUAAAUCGACUAUUGUCCAUCAUCUUAUACUCAGACGCAACAACUUUCGAUGGACUUGAGAAAUCAUCAGGCCAUCCAGUUUUUUUAACUCUUGGUAACAUUCCAAAUCAUGUUCGAAAUUUGCCGGAGGCUAAAAUUCUUUUAGGAUUUCUCUCUAAAGUCCAAGAUACAGGAAUCAAAACAACAGAAAGUUUUCGAAGCUUACAGCGCGAUGUAUAUCAUAAAUGCUUCAAAAUUAUGCUCCAACCUUUAUUAGAAAAAUCUGAAGCGCUAUAUUUUGGAAUUAAUGGACAAGUGAUUACUUUCGCUGCACGGAUAUCUUUUUUUCUCGCNCGAUGUAUAUCAUAA
Molecule: messenger RNA, 1287 nt
Organism: Rhizophagus irregularis DAOM 181602=DAOM 197198
Lineage: Eukaryota; Fungi; Glomeromycota; Glomeromycetes; Glomerales; Glomeraceae
Source: RefSeq, a predicted model, not a curated record